AUGGGCUACCGCAUUGCCAUCGACAGAGGCGGAACGUUUACUGACUGUGUCGGAAACCCCGGCUCCGGCCGGCAAGAGGACGACGUCGUGCUCAAGCUUCUAUCCGUCGACCCGGCCAACUACCCCGACGCGCCGCUAGAAGGAAUCCGGCGCUUGCUUGAAAAGUUGUCCGGCACCCAGAUUCCCCGUGGCCAGCCGUUGGAUACGUCCAAUAUCGAGUAUCUCCGAAUGGGCACCACGGUCGCCACCAACGCGUUGCUCGAGCGCAAAGGCGAGAAGUGUGCGCUCAUCACCACCAAGGGCUUCAAGGACGUGUUGGCCAUCGGCAACCAGAGCAGGCCGCACAUCUUUGACUUGUCCAUCAGCAAGCCGGACGUCUUGUACGACUGCGUGGUGGAGGUGGACGAGCGCGUCACGCUCGAGGACUUUGUGGAGGACCCGGCCCGCCAGGUGUCAGCCGCCAACGGCCGCGACUUGGUCACGGGGCUCUCGCUGGAGACCGUGCGGGUGCUCCAAACGCCCAACGAGGCCGACGUCAGGCGCUCGCUCCAGCUCGUCUACGACGCCGGCAUCCGCUCCGUGGGGGUGUGCUUGAUGCAUGCGUACACGUACCCCGACCACGAGCGGAUUGUCGGCGACAUCGCGCGCCAGAUCGGGUUCACUCACGUGUCGCUCUCCAGCUCGUUGAGCCCCAUGAUCAAGUUCGUGGCCCGCGCCAACUCCGCCAUUGUGGACGCGUACUUGACGCCCGAGAUCCGCAAGUACUUGCGCAGCUUCGAGGCCGGCUUGGCGCACGGCUACCGCAGCGACAGCAACCGGGACGGCGUGCGCUGCCACUUCAUGCAAAGCGACGGCGGGCUCGUGGACGCACACGCGUUCUCGGGCUUGCGGGCCAUCUUGUCCGGUCCCGCGGGCGGCGUGGUGGGCUUCUCGGCCACGUGCUACAAUCCCCACAACGAGGUCCCCCUCAUAGGCUUCGACAUGGGAGGCACGUCCACGGAUGUGUCUCGGUACGGGGAGGGCAAGUUCCACCAUGUCUUUGAGACCGUCACUGCGGGAGUCACCAUCCAGAGCCCCCAGCUCGACAUCAACACGGUGGCAGCGGGCGGAGGCUCGAUUCUCUCGUACAAAAACGGCCUCUUCCACGUGGGCCCCGAGUCGGCCGCGUCCGAACCUGGCCCUGCGUGCUACCGUAAAGGCGGCCCGCUCACUGUCACGGAUGCCAAUCUCUAUUUGGGGCGCUUGCUCCCAGAAUACUUCCCGCGGAUCUUCGGGCCCAAUGAGGACCAGAGUCUAGAUUUCGACGCGUCUGCGUCCAAGUUCGAGGAGCUCACGCGCCAGAUCAACGCAGAAAGCCCGGAAAUGACGCCCAUGACCCCUCGCGAGGUCGCGUACGGAUUCAUCAAGGUCGCCAACGAAACCAUGGCACGGCCCAUCCGCCAGUUGGCGGAAGCCAAGGGGCACGUGACUGCGGCCCACCGCCUCGUGUCCUUUGGCGGUGCUGGUGGCCAACACGCGGUGGCCAUUGCCGAAUCCUUGGGCAUCAGCACAGUGUUGAUCCACCGGCACUCGUCUGUCUUGUCUGCGUACGGCAUGGCGUUGGCAGACGUGGUCGAGGAUGUACAAGAGCCUUUUUCCGUGGUGCUCUCCGAUGACAGCCAGGAUAGCUUGGCACAGCGGUUGGACCAGCUCAAGAAACAGGCGGCUGCGACGUUGAGGGCCCAGGAGUUCGACGACAAAGCCAUUGUCUACGAGGAGUACCUCAACCUCCGUUUUGCCGGCACCGAGUCUGGCAUCAUGGUGCCCAAGGGCACGGCGUGGGAUUUCAAGGACACGUUCAUGGCGAUGCAUAGGCGGGAGUUUGGCUUCGUUUUUGACAAGGAGAUCCUUGUGGAUGAUGUGCGUGUGCGUGCCAUUGGCAAGUCUGUCCGCAGCCAAGACGAGUACGUGGACGACCAAAUCCACCGUUUGAAAGCCAAAAACAAGAUCCUCCCCGCUUCGGCUGCGCAGGCGUCGUUUUCCAAGAAAGUGUACUUUUCCGGCGCCGAGCUCGACACGCCAGUCUACAGAUUGGAGGACUUGGUGCUUGGAGGCAAUGUGUCAGGGCCCGCCAUCAUCGCAGACGGCACCCAGACAAAUGUCGUGCCUCCGGGCGCAUCAGCCUUGGUGUUGAAAAGUCAUGUGGUGGUAACCAUCGCAGAAAAAGACGCUCAAAGUGAUGCCGCUGCAGGUGAUACUGCGUCACUGGCUGUGGAUCCAGUGCUUCUUUCAAUCUUCGGCCACCGGUUCAUGGAUAUCGCCGAGCAGAUGGGCGCGUCCUUGCAAAAAACAUCGGUGUCAGUAAAUGUCAAGGAGCGGCUCGACUUUUCGUGUGCGUUGUUCGACAAGGCUGGUAACUUGGUGGCAAAUGCGCCACACGUUCCCGUGCAUCUAGGCCUGAUGUCCACAUGUAUCACGUUUCAGGCCAAGCACUGGGAGGGCAAACUCGAGCCCGGCGAUGUCAUUGUCAGCAACCACCCGAUGGCGGGGGGCACACACUUGCCAGACAUCACCGUCAUCUCACCGGCGUUCGAAAAUGGUGAGAUCAUCUUCUACGUGGCGUCGCGUGCUCACCAUUCGGAUAUCGGGGGGCUUUUGCCUGGGUCCAUGCCUCCCGGGUCCAAAAUCUUGGAACACGAGGGUGCGGCGAUUUUCUCCGAGUUGCUCGUGAAAGGCGGCCAGUUCCAAGAAGCUCGCAUGAUUGAAUUGUUGUUACACAAGCCAGCUGAGGCUGCCGGGUGCUCCGGUACACGCCGCUUGAGCGACAAUCUCAGCGACCUCAAGGCACAAAUUGCGGCCAACCAGAAAGGUGUUCAGUUGAUCGACAAGUUAGUGUCCGAGUUUGGAUUACCCACGAUCUCUAAGUACAUGGGUGCUAUCCAGGACAACGCCGCGGAAACCGUAGGACACAUGUUGAAGUCAGUGAUACGGAAGUCUGGCAAUGGACUUCAGUGUGUCGACUACAUGGAUGAUGGCUCGCCAAUCUGCUUGAAAGUGUCCGAAGAAGCCGAUGGACAGGUGCUAUUUGAUUUUUCAGGAACUGGAAUGCAGGUUUACGCCAACAGCAAUGCGCCCGUGGCUAUUACGUACCUGGCUAUCAUCUACUGUUUGCGGAGUUUGGUUGCUGAAACAAUACCAUUGAACCAAGGCUGCUUACGUCCAAUUAGAGUGAAAAUCCCUAAGUCAUCGCUCCUCAAUCCGGACGAGGGCUGUGCGGUUGUGGCCGGCAAUGUAUGCACGUCGCAGAUCAUCACGGAGGUUAUCUUGACUGCGUUCAGGGCACUGGCAAACUCACAGUCGUGCAUGAACAACUUCACCUUUGGUGUAGGAGGAAACGACGAGAACGGGAACUACGUUCAAGGCUUCGGCUACUACGAGACUAUUGCUGGUGGCCAUGGUGCCGGGCCUACAUGGUCCGGUGUCAGUGGUGUGCACACGCACAUGACCAACACUCGUAUCACCGAUGCAGAGGUCUUCGAGAAGCGCUACCCUGUGCUUCUUCGCGAGUUCAGUAUUCGCGAGAAUUCCGGUGGCUCGGGUGCAAAUCCGGGUGGGUGUGGUGUCGUGCGAGAUGUUGAAUUUCGGGUUCCAGUAACCGCGUCGAUUCUCUCGGAGAGACGUGUCAUUGCGCCGCAUGGCUUGAAUGGUGGAGGAGAUGGAGCUCGAGGUCAAAACAUUUGGGUGCGUCAGAUCAAGGACGAGCAGGGCAAUGUGGUGGACCAUCGUGAAGUCAAUGUGGGAGGCAAGGCUACUGUCACAGCACAAGUCGGCGAUCGCUUCAUUAUUAGAACACCCGGCGGUGGAGGAUUUGGUGCUGAGACGGAUAAGAUCAUAUCGGAGCGAAAAUUGCACGGUAAUUAUGGGUUUGUGGGCACUGGCUCGAUUGCUUUGCGAAACGAGGCCCAACUCUCGAACUAG
Molecule: messenger RNA, 3957 nt
Organism: Metschnikowia bicuspidata var. bicuspidata NRRL YB-4993
Lineage: Eukaryota; Fungi; Ascomycota; Pichiomycetes; Serinales; Metschnikowiaceae
Gene: HYU1
Product: 5-oxoprolinase
Exons: 2
Coding region: 1-3957 (1318 amino acids)
Biological process (GO): glutathione metabolic process
Cellular component (GO): cytosol
Molecular function (GO): 5-oxoprolinase (ATP-hydrolyzing) activity
Source: RefSeq, a predicted model, not a curated record